AUGGAAGAGGGCACAUCGGAAGUAAAGCCAGACGAAUCGAUCGAAAAAAGACCUCAAUUUGGCAAUAGAACCCUCUCUAACAAUGACAAUGUAUUUCAACAUAAUGCGUGGGACAAUGUUGCAUGGAAUGAGGAACAAGAGAAUUUGGCUCAACAGAAGGUGAAUGAAAAUUCAACUGUAACUUUAUCAGAUGAAAAAAUCUGGGAAUAUGAACAAGAAGCUAAUAAAUAUUGGGACAAAUUUUAUGAGAUUCAUGAGAAUAAGUUUUUCAAAGACAGACACUGGUUGUUUACUGAAUUUCCAGAGCUAGCUGCAACUACUGUAAAACAAAAUAUGAAGCAACCCUUGAGGUCUGCAACAGAAAGUGAAGAUAAAAGCAGCACAGAAACUCAUAUAAAAAUUCUUGAACUUCCUAAUCACAGUGGUAGUAAAAUUUUGGAAAUUGGUUGUGGGGUUGGAAAUACUAUAUUUCCAAUACUUUUGUACAACACAGAUCCAAAUUUGUUUGUCUAUUGUUGUGACUUUUCUGCAAAAGCAAUAGAUAUACUGAAGCAAAACCCUGCAUAUGAUGCAUCCAGGUGUACAGCAUUUGUUCUGGAUGCAACACAAGAGAAAUGGGAGACACCUUUUGAACCUGAAAGUUUAGAUAUCAUAGUUUUGAUAUUUGUUCUUUCUGCAAUUAAUCCUGACAAAAUGGAGCAUGUUAUACAACAAGUGUAUAAAUAUUUAAAACCUGGUGGAUUAGUUUUAUUUAGGGAUUAUGGAAGGUAUGACUUAGCACAACUGCGAUUUAAAAAAGGUAGAUGUCUUGCGGACAACUUUUAUGCUCGAGGUGAUGGAACUAGAGUAUAUUUUUUUACACAAGGUAUUACAUUUAACUGUUUAUAUUAGUAAGAGAUUUUAGACUU
Molecule: messenger RNA, 908 nt
Organism: Dufourea novaeangliae
Lineage: Eukaryota; Metazoa; Arthropoda; Insecta; Hymenoptera; Halictidae
Gene: Mettl2
Product: methyltransferase-like protein 2
Exons: 4
Coding region: 1-891 (296 amino acids)
Molecular function (GO): tRNA (cytidine-N3)-methyltransferase activity
Source: RefSeq, a predicted model, not a curated record